Scutellospora calospora is the source of this 390-nucleotide messenger RNA. The record is from the annotation of a GenBank genome assembly. NCBI's taxonomy places the organism in Eukaryota, Fungi, Glomeromycota, Glomeromycetes, Diversisporales, Gigasporaceae.
AUGGCAUAUCAUGAAAUCGAUGACUUGAAUAAAGAAUUCAUAGAUUCCGAACAUACACUAAAUGUUCGAAAAAAAGGUGAUGAUAUGAAACUUGAAUCUGAAGAAGAUAUUCGAAAAGCCUCAUUCGAAUCUUACGAAUCACAUUUUGCUGAUAAUUUUUCUGAUGAUGAAUUUAUAUUGAAUUUAUCUAAUUGCUUUUAUAAAUUAUUUAACACACAUUAUGAGCCGGCAUAUGUGGUUAAUUUAUUGAGACAAUAUUUUAAAGACAAUAAUACAGAUCCUAAAGAUACAUUCAAUCAAUUAAUUAAACAUCGAAAUCAAUUAUAUUUUACUAGUAUGAUUGGUUACUUUUAUCAAUUUGGAAUUGGUACGGAAGAAAAAUUUCUUUAG